AUAUAGUGGGCGGUGCAACGCGUAACUGCGCGCUGAUCGAUGUGUGAUGCAAGCGGUCUGGUUACGAGUAUUGUUUUUUACAACAAUGGCGGAUACGCUCGAGAUGCAAACGUACAAAAUACAAGAUGCAAACGUACCAAGUAUUGAUUGUUUACCAACUAUAAGUGCCAUCAACCCAAACCAGGAUGAAGAUAGUGAAAGUAUUCGAGACCAUGCAGGCUGGGCAGUAAAAAGAGCAAGAGACGUGAUCAGCAAAGGGCAAAAUGAACUCCCAUUGAAGGAAACUUUUAAAAAGGAUGCUUCAAUUGUUUUUGGAACAAAGUCAAACGCAUUGACAGUUUUGUCUCAGUUAGGUGGAGACCAAAGGCAGCCAAAUGGGAACUAUAGAUUUUGUAUUCAUGAGCAUGUUGUCCCAUUUUUUAUUUUUCUCCAUAAAUUAGUUGAAAGUCUGUUAAGCCCAGAAAACAUUCUUCGAGAAAAAGGGAACAUUUUAAAGUUUUGCCUUGACCAUAUGUCGAUAAAUGAAGAACUGAGAGCCAGAUGGAAUGAACUUAUAAAAACAUCUGAUAUUCCCUCAUCUAUUGCUGUCCUCCAAAGAGUAGUGACCUUUUUUAUUAAGUCGAAGCAACAAAUAUUUCGUGAACAAGAAGCUUUAAAACCAAACAAAAGAAGUGUUGCUUUGCGACAGCAAAUAAGACCCUCUGUUAAAAAAUGUGCUGCAGUAUCCUCCACCCAGACAAGAAAAAACCAAAGCAUCGUAAACCUGAGAUCCAAUUUUAACAGUUCAUCUAUAAAUGCAUUUCUACUCAAUCUGAAAACUCUACCCCAUCAUGAACAGGAAAAAGUAUUGGGCAAACUUCAAGGAAAAGAACUGGCUAAAAUUUUGAAGGCUUUGAAACAGCCAGCAUUCCUGGGAAAAAAAAAAGAAAAACAAAUAAAAAGCCUCCUUGAAGCAGUAAAAGGGGGUCUGGUGUGUGCUAAUAUUGAGGAGGAAUGAUAUAAGGCGGACUUCCAUGAAGGGAUCUGAAUUCAGGUGUACCAAUGAAUUUAACCAGUGCUUUAAAGCCAUUGAUUGUUACCUGGAAAUAUAUAAGGCAAAUAUAAUUAUAAGGUAUAUAUUUUGUUAGGCCCAAUAGUUGUUAAUGUUUUAGUUCGCAAACAUGAUUUACAUUGACUGUUUUAGUAACUGUAAGCUUUUGCAUUGCUGGUCAAUUUACCAUACCACUUCUGUUUUUCACUUAAUAUGUGAACUUUUUGUAUAUAAAUUUGGAAAUAAAUAGGCUUUAAACAAUCGCUUUUGUGAUUUUUUUUACCUGUAU
Messenger RNA from Dendronephthya gigantea, 1319 nucleotides. RefSeq lists its product as uncharacterized. Lineage: Eukaryota; Metazoa; Cnidaria; Anthozoa; Malacalcyonacea; Nephtheidae. The transcript has 2 exons. The coding region runs from base 47 to 997 and encodes 316 amino acids. The record is from RefSeq and is a predicted model, not a curated record.